This is a messenger RNA of Stegostoma tigrinum, 1790 nucleotides long. Its product is annotated as creatine kinase M-type-like. The record is from RefSeq and is a predicted model, not a curated record. Lineage: Eukaryota; Metazoa; Chordata; Chondrichthyes; Orectolobiformes; Stegostomatidae. The transcript is spliced from 9 exons. Gene Ontology annotation, molecular function: creatine kinase activity. Gene Ontology annotation, biological process: phosphocreatine biosynthetic process. Bases 216 to 1448 code for a protein of 410 amino acids.
CCUGCAGUUUAAAGAGCCUCCCAACCCUCCCCCACAACCCAGUUGGAAGCGGUGAAUUCCCAGCUGCCGAACCAUCAAGGUCACAUUUGAAGUGGAAUCAGUUCGAACUGACUGACUUUCCCCAACUGCAGUUUUAAACACAGUGAGCGGCCUCGACCACCAGUAAAGUGCUCCAUAACACAAAACCCCAGCGAGUGUUCCCCAACGCUGCAGCCAUGUGGAAACUCAAACCCCCACUGGAAAUGCCACUCAGUCUCAAAUACAAGCACAUUUUGGAGCAAUUAAUGCCAACUGAACCCUCAAUUUCACUUAAUCUUAAAAAAUUGUCGGCUGAAGAAGAAUUUCCAAACUUGGCCAAAAAUCAGACUUGUAUGGCAAAAGUUCUUACAAUUCAAAUGUACAAGAGACUGAGGGCCAGAGCAACCCAAAGUGGCUUCACACUGGAUGAUAUCAUCCAACCUGGUGUUGAUAAAUCUGAACAUUCUUCCAUUAGAAUUGUGGGUUGUGUGGCUGGAGACGCAGAAUCAUACACUGUAUUCAUGGAGUUCUUUGAUCCUCUUAUUGAACUGUAUCAUCAUGAUUAUCAGCCAAACAGAAUGCACAGGAGCAACUUGAAUCCAGAAAACCUAAAGGGUGGAACUAAUUUAGAUGAACUCUAUGUGUUGACCUGUCAAGUGAGCACAGGACGUAAUGUGGAUGAUUUUUGUUUCCCACCUCACUGCAGUCGUGGAGAGAGACGUGCACUGGAAAAACUUGCAAUAGGAGCCCUCAAUGCAUUAGAUGGUGAAUUUAAGGGAACAUAUCAGUCGCUGAAGAACUUAAGUGAGGAAGAACAUCAGAGACUGUCUGCUGCUGGAAUCCUUUCUGAGAACCUUAUUUCUCCAUUAAUGCUUUCAUCUGGUAUGGCUAGAGAUUGGCCAGAUUCACGGGGAGUCUGGCACAAUGAUAUGAAGAAUUUUAUUGUCUGGGUCAAUAAAGAGGACCAUCUUCGCAUUACUUCCAUUCAGGAUGGUGGAAAUGUGAAACAAGUCUUUACACGUUAUUGUUUGGGUCUUAAAAAGCUUGAAGAAAUAUACCACCGGAAAAAACACCCUUUCAUCUGGAAGGAUAAUUUAGGAUAUGUGUCAACCUGUCCUUCAGAUCUUGGCACUGGUAUGUGUGCAAGUGUCCAUAUUAGACUGAAAUACAUCAGUAAACAUCAGAAGUUCGACGAGAUCUUGCAGAGACUACGUUUAGAAAAGAAGCUUACUGGUGCUGCGGAUGCUUCUGCUGGAACUGAAGUUUGGGACAUUUCCAAUGCUGACAGAAUUGGUUUCUCAGAAGUAGAAUUGGUGCAAUUGCUAGUCGAUGGAAUUAAACUGCUGAUCCACAUGGAUAAAUAUAUAGAACAAGGAAGUCCUAUUGAAGAUCUCUUUCCCACUCAGAAGCAGAUGGAUAUACAUGAAUAAUUAUUUACAACAUAUAUAACAAAUAUUAAUCUACCUGGCAUGGAAAUUAAUACUUCACUCAAAGGAAGGGUUCCCACAAAAACUUAAGAGCACGCCCUAAAAUAUGUGUGACCCAAAGAAACAAGAUUGAAAAUAACCAGAUGAUGCAAAAAAAACUUCUGAAAUAAAAUUUUAAUUUACAAAUGAUAACUGUUACACAUUAUUUGUAAAUUUUUUAAGAUUUCAGUACUUUUGAAUGUAAUUUUCUAUACUAUGAUCAACAUCCAGUAAUAGGAAUAGUGAAUUGUACACCUGAUGCAGAUCACAGUGAGCCAGAGAAUAAACUGAUGCAUAUUGAUAAAA